Porites evermanni is the source of this 306-nucleotide messenger RNA. NCBI's taxonomy places the organism in Eukaryota, Metazoa, Cnidaria, Anthozoa, Scleractinia, Poritidae. The record is from the annotation of a GenBank genome assembly.
GUUCCAGAGGCAGUGAAUACCACAUGCAGCAUAAAAAAAGGCAAAGUAAUUUUAACAUGGAAGCCACCGGCAAGUAACGGAGCAGUCAUCAAACGGUAUAAGGUAUACCAAAAGGGGGAAAACAAGGGGCAGUGGACGGAGAUCGAAACGAUCAAUAACGCUUCACAUGAAUACGUUGUCAGCGAAGUAGAGAAGGGCGGAGAGUAUGAUUUCGUUGUUACAGCGACCAACGAUUAUGGAGACAGUCCAAAAGUGGGGGGCUGCAAAGGAGUUAAAUUGCCGGAGGGUAGGUACAACUUUACUUAG